Alternaria infectoria is the source of this 402-nucleotide messenger RNA. RefSeq lists its product as uncharacterized. The coding region runs from base 1 to 402 and encodes 133 amino acids. Gene Ontology annotation, molecular function: oxidoreductase activity. The record is from RefSeq and is a predicted model, not a curated record. The transcript is spliced from 2 exons. NCBI's taxonomy places the organism in Eukaryota, Fungi, Ascomycota, Dothideomycetes, Pleosporales, Pleosporaceae.
AUGGCAGAUAAACGACUGGUCGAAGAGGUCCUGGCACAACCGGAUUAUACGAGUAUUGCAAGGACAAUUGAGAAGCAGCGAAGCUUUGAUCCUCCAAACAUUCAUGCCAGUGGCCAUUUUGGUAUCGGUGGCAUCCUGGGUACCAUGGGAAACGCGGCGGAGAGCCCUGGUGACCCACUCUUCUACCUCCAUCAUGGCAACAUUGACCGCAUCUUUUGGGAAUGGCAACAAAAAGAUCUCGAGACGCGUCUCAAUCAAGUCGGUGGGCCCAUUACGCCUUUUGAUUACAGCGGCAAGAACGUUACUUUGGACUUUACCAUCAACAUUGGCUUGUUAGCAGGGAAUGCCACGCUCAAGGACCUGUUAAAUACAGAAGGAGGGACGCUCUGCUACACGUAUUAG